Gigantopelta aegis is the source of this 2372-nucleotide messenger RNA. RefSeq lists its product as uncharacterized. NCBI's taxonomy places the organism in Eukaryota, Metazoa, Mollusca, Gastropoda, Neomphalida, Peltospiridae. Bases 1092 to 1535 code for a protein of 147 amino acids. The transcript is spliced from 4 exons. The record is from RefSeq and is a predicted model, not a curated record.
GCUAUCAGAUCAGUCGGUGACAUUACUAAUAACAGUGAAAAUAACGCCCAGUCAUUAACACGCCAGAAUUGAGGUAGAGUGGGAUUCCCCUCCGCUAUAAAUAGUAACCAGCAUGAGUGAUCCAUGAGUGUUUGUGCUGCGGCGACAAUGGAUUAUGACUUGUUUACUGCCAGUGACCCGCUGCUGUUUUUUGCAGCCAGAUCACGUGACCGAGUCGCCUAAAUACGGUUGCUGGUCACCGAUUUCGGCAGGUGAGAAACUGUCCGCAUCUUGAGCUGUUCACAAUGCCACACAGACAGCGUCUUUCGUUUGGAAGGAAAUAAUUGUUUAUAAUCCAUACGUAAUUCAAAUAUGUGGCAUGUGUAGUAAAGACUUUUAUAUGGAUUAAAUCAUUACGUCAGUUUUCCCAGGACUUAAAUGAAGUAGUGUAACAACUGUGGCAGUAUGUAUUUGACAUAACGCAUGCAAUGGUGACGUCAUCAAUAAUUGUAUCAUCCAGGUGUGUUUGUCCAAUAGUUUUUGUUUAAACAAGUGACUUAAUACAUGCCUUGGUGGCGUCAUCAGAAAUUGUGUUCAUCCAGUAAAAAGGUUUUGUGCGAGUAAAUACGAAUCAAAAAGGAUGUUAUCGCGAGAGGGUUCUCAAAUUAAGUAAAACGAAACAGACUGUCAGAGAAGUGAUAUCCAGUAUGACCAGUAUACAACUGUCUAUUUAAAAAAGAAAAGAAAAAAGGAUAUUGAUUUAGGGUUGGCGCAUUCGAUGUGCAAAUAGAAGAACAUAAUAUGUAUACUAUGCAUCAGUACAGAGAGAAACCGCUUUAAUGGCCUCAUGUCCAUUCAUUUUAUUAUGGUGAAAAACCAAUAGGUUACUAAAAGCUAAAAUAGCAAUCAAACAAUUUGUACUGGCUCUACAUUCAGUCACCAGAUUUGUGUAGGCCUAUACCAACAUUUCGCAAAUACAAGCUGGUAUUUUGUUGAAACACCGUACUGGCAAGAUUUUAGAAAGCAUCUAUGAUCACGUGGUAUACUAUCACUAAACAAUAAACUUAUCAGUCGAUAGUUCACCCCCAAAAUAAGAUUCGUCCUCGUUCAAAAUGACAAUGUUGCCAAGGAUACCGUUCUUCCUUGUGGUGGUUCAUGCCUGGUGCUGCUGGUUCGUCUGUGUCGCGCUAUCACUUCCGGCGAACAACGCCACCGCACUAUAUCUCCCGGUGAACAACUCCACCGCACUAUAUCUUUCAUCGAGCAACGUCACUUUGAUUCCGGCAAACAGCGUCGCAUCCACGUCACUUCCACCUGAUGUUGUUACAACUGCAGAAACAUUACAGAAUUCUACAACGGAAACUGACAACGAAAAACGGGAUGCGGCAACUGAUAUGAAUUCCCCCUCCAACUGGAGCGCCGAGGAAAUCGCUUUGCGUGUGGGGGUGAUCGUCGCAAUGCUCGCCGCAAUCGUCCUCAUCAUUAAACUCACUUUGAUCGUCCACCGCCGGUGCGCUACAAAAGACGAGUUGUAUGCACACGUGAACUCUAUCUGACCAAAGGCGGGUGUCAGGCGCGGAUUCAAGGGAUGGGGCGCUGGUGUACGCAACCCCAACACGAUAGUCAAAUGGUUUAUAACGACAAAUCAAUGCUGUGCAUUUAUUUCCCGGUUGGCUGAGUGUUUGUGGGAAAUCUGCUUUUAUAAUAUAAUGUUUCCUUGUGCGUAUAUGAGUGUGCGGGUGCGUAUAUGCGUGUGCGGGUGCGUAUGCGUGUUUACUGUGGUCAAGUGUGUGAAGGAAGGCGUGGAUCGUAGUUUUAUGUUCACUAUUUCCAGCCUGUGCACCACGACUGGUAUAUCAAAGGCCGUGGUAUGUGCUAUCCUGUCUGUGGGAUGGUGCAUAUAAAAGAUCCCUUGCUACUACUGGAAAAAUUCCUAUCCUGGAGGGAGGAGUGGGCGAAAGUCGAUACCUGCGCCCAUGACAGGCAUGUUCUGAAUGUGCACGUUGAAAACCUAUUACCUGACCUAAUGUUGCGGGUUUCCUCUCUAAGACUGUAUUAUGUCACAAUUACCAAAUGUUUGACAUCCAAUAGCUGAUGAUUGAUAAAUCGAUGUGCUCUAGUGGUGUCGUUAAAUAGAACACACUUUAACCUUUUUAUGUUCAGUUAUGUUAUGUGACGUGGGGAGCUGACGCUAUAUAUAUGCAUGUGACGUGGGGGAGCCGACGCUAUAUAUUAGUGUGACGCGGGGGAGCUGACGGUAUAUAUAUAUAUAUAUAAUAUAUAUGUGACGUGGGGGAGCCGACGCUAUAUAUAUGUGACGUUGGGGAGCUGACGCUAUAUAUAUACACACAUGUGACGUUGGGGAGCUGACGAUAUAUAUAUAUAUACAUGUA